Molecule: messenger RNA, 1997 nt
Organism: Oryza sativa Japonica Group (Japanese rice)
Lineage: Eukaryota; Viridiplantae; Streptophyta; Magnoliopsida; Poales; Poaceae
Product: glutamate--tRNA ligase, chloroplastic/mitochondrial
Biological process (GO): glutamyl-tRNA aminoacylation
Cellular component (GO): mitochondrion
Molecular function (GO): tRNA binding; zinc ion binding; glutamate-tRNA ligase activity
Source: RefSeq, a predicted model, not a curated record
UUCCUUUUCUUCUCGCAACAAACUCCCAAUCUCCGGAGAUGAUGGCGGCGGCAAUGGGGUCGCCAUGGCUGCGCAUCAGGCUGCUCCCGGAGGUGCCGCCGCGCCUCCUGCGGCCCCACCUCCGCCGGACCCUCUCCGUCCGCGCCUCCGCCUCCGCCUCGGCGUCACCGGACGGCGCCGGCGGCCCGGUGCGGGUCCGCUUCGCGCCGUCGCCGACGGGCAACCUCCACGUCGGCGGCGCCCGCACCGCGCUCUUCAACUACCUCUUCGCGCGGUCCAAGGGGGGCAAGUUCGUGCUCCGCAUCGAGGACACCGACCUCGAGAGGUCCACCAAGAAGUCCGAGGAGGCCGUGCUCAGUGACCUCGCCUGGCUCGGCCUUGACUGGGACGAAGGUCCCGAUGUUGGUGGGGAAUUUGGGCCGUAUCGCCAGUCCGAGCGCAAUUCGAUGUACAAACAGUAUGCCGAGAAGCUGAUGGAGUCUGGUGCAGUCUAUCAGUGCUUUUGCUCCAGUGAGGAACUUGAACAGAUGAAAGAAACUGCAAAGCAGAUGCAACUUCCACCUGUAUACAUGGGCAAGUGGGGGACUGCUUCAGAUGCAGAAAUACAACAGGAGUUAGAGAAGGGGACACCUUACACUUACCGUUUCCGUGUACCGAAGGAAGGGUCGUUGAAAAUUAAUGACCUUAUUCGUGGUGAGGUCAGUUGGAACUUAGACACGCUUGGUGAUUUCGUGAUUAUGAGAAGCAAUGGCCAGCCAGUGUAUAACUUCUGUGUCACAGUUGAUGAUGCUACCAUGCGCAUCUCUCAUGUUAUCAGAGCUGAAGAACAUCUGCCAAACACAUUACGGCAGGCUCUUAUUUAUAAAGCACUUGGAUUUCCAAUGCCUUCGUUUGCUCAUGUAUCACUUAUUCUAGCUCCUGAUAGAAGUAAACUGUCUAAACGUCAUGGGGCUACUUCUGUGGGACAGUACAAAGAGAUGGGCUAUUUGCCUCAGGCAAUGGUAAAUUAUUUGGCACUUCUUGGUUGGGGUGAUGGUACUGAAAAUGAGUUCUUCACCAUUGAUGACCUAGUGGAAAAAUUCACUAUAAAUCGUGUCAACAAAAGUGGAGCAGUCUUUGAUGCUGUAAAAUUAAAAUGGAUGAAUGGACAACAUCUAAGAUCAUUUCCCCCUGAUGUACUCAUCAAGAGUUUUGAGGAUAGAUGGAAGGACACAGGCAUUCUCCAGGAGUCUGAAAGUGGUUUUGCUAAAGAAGCGGCUGAGCUUUUGAAGGAUGGCAUCGAUUUGAUCACUGAUGCUGACGCAGCCCUUUCAAACCUGUUGUCGUAUCCCCUCCAUGCUACAUUAAGCAGUGAUGAAGCUAAAUCUGUGGUGCAAGACAAGCUUUCUGAGGUUGCAUCAGGACUCAUUUCUGCUUAUGAUAGCGGUGAACUUUGUCAAGCACUAGCUGAGGGCCGUGAUGGUUGGCAGAAGUGGGUGAAAAUUUUUGGCAAAUCACUUAAAAGAAAGGGAAAGUCACUCUUUAUGCCGCUCCGUGUACUGCUGACUGGCAAGCUUCAUGGGCCUGACAUGGGCGGCACCGUAGUCCUCAUACACAAAGCCGGCACCUGUGGAGCGGUCACUCAGCAAUCCGGUUUCGUAAAUCUCGACGAGAGGUUCAGAAUCCUGAAGGAGGUGGAGUGGGAGUCACUGGUACAGGAGCAAGAGUCCCCAGCUGAAACUGCCGUUCCUGCUUCUCGAUAGGCUGCAAGAUUCAGAUCAAUCAGGGAGAGUUUUUGUUUUCUGUAAUACUCCACUAUAAAGCAUAGGAUAUGUUCCAUUUUACUACCCAUUUCUACAGUUGUGAGGAAACUAUAGUUUCGGUUUUCUGUAGUUAAUAAAGCGGAAUUUUGCUUAGCUGUUCUGUAAUUGUCGAUUUGAAUUGGAUUGGAUGGCAAAGGUUACGAGGUGAUGCUGCUUGUCUUUUUCAGUUGCUGAAUCCAAAUAUUUCUGAGAACA